GCAAGGGAGACAAGCAACCCUCAAGAUGCGACGCACCAGGUGCUAAAGGAUUUUUCGGAUUGGUGGUGCGGUGGCCAGAAGAACACCAAAAAACUUGCCAUCGCAGAGACCGGCACGCUGGAGGUUCUGUACGAGCAUAUCGCCAAGAUGUACGAGCUGGGGGCCGCCCUUACUCUAGGAGAGAGGCGGACUGAGCAGUUCAGUUUCUUCCAGGACAUCGAAAUCCGUGGCAGCAAGGACAAUAAGAUCGACUACAGGGACAUUGCUGGCCCAGACAGCGCCUUCCUCCGCCUACUAGGACGCAUCAUGGCAGAGCUUUACCCGAAGCAGCAGUUGCAGGUCAUCGUCCUGGAUGCCUCGGGACACAGCAACAAACUCGGCGUGGAACAGACAGCAGUGCGCCUGGUGUGGCAACUUGUGUCUGGCUCGAGUGGCGGGCAGAACAUUGUUGUCACUUCGGAGAUUGCCUUUCGCAUCGUCGACUACAUGGUGCUGAAAGCCAACGAAUCGACAGACCAGAACAUCAAGGAAAUCCUCCGAAGAGCAUCUACGCUUUCGAAUGUAAACACAUGGAAGAACAUGUUUGUCAGCGACGACAAUUAUGGCGGCAAGAGGUCCACCAUCCGGAUGACCUUGAACGACGAGGUUUGCGACCCUCCCAUGCUGAGGCCAGAGAAGCGGCCUCUUAAGCCUGUCUUCAUCCAUCGAUUCUCCAGGGAAGAGAAUGUGCAGGACUUGAAAGCGGAGCCGGUCUGGUCCUGCGAUGAAGGCAAACUGGGCUCGGCGGAGUAUGCAAAGUUUGUGGAGAGGACGGCCAUUCGUCAGGCAACCGGCCACGCUCCUAGCACGCGGCUGUCUUUGGUUCGUCAUUAUGUAGUGACCACCGGGGCCAUGUCGGACUGUGUUUUAGGCCUCGUCCAAGAUUCAGAGGAUCCACGAUACUGCUGGGUGCCAACUGACAUCCAGCGAUGCAGUGACUUGGUGGAUGGCAGCCAAUGGAUCUCAGCGCUGGAGCAGCAUCUCAAGGCGGAGCCAAAGCCUAGCAGGCAGCUCAGAAUGACUGUCAGCGAGGGAGACGCUCCGCAGUUCUGGGCAUCGGCUGCACACACGCUCCGUGCUCGAAAUGAUGCCUUGCGAAAGAUGCAGCCUCCGGCAAGGAAGGUGAGGCUUCUGACGCAGCAUGAGGUGCUGUUCUGGUUCAAUGUCGGGCCCGGCGUGCAGAAGAGAGAUCGAGUCUAUGUUACGGAAUCCAAAUGCCCCCAUCAGGGUGUCUGCUUAAUGGGCGGAGAGCUUAAGGACGUUGAAGACAUCGUUAACGAGGAGAAAGUUCCGAUGGUGCGCUGCCCUCGCCACAACAAAACCUUUGAUCUCAGGACGGGCGAAUCACUGGGCAACUGCGAACGACUUCGCGUCUUCCCCUGCAAAUUCCAUCAGGGCCGGUACUAUGUCCAAGUGCCCGUGGCUGAAACAAGCGGCACGUUGCAGGCAGGACUACGGCAGCAUCGGUGCAGUCAGGCAUGUACUUAG
This is a messenger RNA of Symbiodinium necroappetens, 1527 nucleotides long. The record is from the annotation of a GenBank genome assembly. Lineage: Eukaryota; Dinophyceae; Suessiales; Symbiodiniaceae.